This is a messenger RNA of Empidonax traillii (willow flycatcher), 2034 nucleotides long. RefSeq names its product F-box-like/WD repeat-containing protein TBL1XR1. The record is from RefSeq and is a predicted model, not a curated record. Bases 465 to 2021 code for a protein of 518 amino acids. The transcript is spliced from 18 exons. Gene Ontology annotation, molecular function: transcription corepressor activity; protein binding. Gene Ontology annotation, biological process: regulation of transcription by RNA polymerase II. Gene Ontology annotation, cellular component: histone deacetylase complex. NCBI's taxonomy places the organism in Eukaryota, Metazoa, Chordata, Aves, Passeriformes, Tyrannidae.
ACCUUAAAAAUACAUAUAUAUAGAUAUUUAUAUAUAUAUAUUAUCGAUACCCAUACGCGUGUAUACACACACACAGACACACACACACACAGAGAGGGAUGUGCGCGUAUAAUAUACACGCGGCGGUAUAAAACACACGGGAGGAGGAGAGACAAUCCAGGGUGAAUUCCUCGUGCCUCCAUUCCCUGGGAAAGGGGGGAGCAGCCGCUCGCAAGCCAUAACGUGUGAAGGACGCAAUAAUUACAGGAGAUUGUGUUGCUUAAGCUUUUUUUCCCUCUUCAAACAGCAUCACCCUUCUGUGGCAAGAGGCGCCUGAAAGGAAAACUUCUGCAUAUCAAUGCACUGCCAAUGGUGGUGUAAUACCAAGGGCUGUACUGCUGCCACAUCACAAUUUUGUGGGGUUUCAGAGAGUAGUUCUGGGUUGUGUCCUUUGUUGUGACCUCAUGGUUUAACUGGGAAUAAAGAUGAGUAUAAGCAGUGAUGAGGUUAACUUCCUGGUAUAUAGAUACUUGCAAGAGUCAGGGUUUUCCCAUUCAGCAUUUACCUUUGGUAUAGAGAGCCAUAUCAGCCAGUCUAAUAUAAAUGGUGCUCUGGUGCCACCAGCUGCUUUGAUUUCCAUCAUCCAGAAAGGUCUGCAAUAUGUAGAGGCAGAAGUCAGUAUUAAUGAGGAUGGUACCUUGUUUGAUGGUAGGCCGAUAGAGUCUCUCUCACUGAUAGAUGCAGUGAUGCCUGAUGUGGUACAGACAAGACAACAGGCCUACAGAGAUAAACUUGCACAACAGCAGGCAGCAGCUGCUGCAGCUGCAGCCGCCACCAACCAACAGGGAUCAGCAAAAAAUGGAGAGAAUACUGCAAAUGGGGAAGAGAAUGGAGCACAUACUAUAGCAAUUUCCCACAAUGCAGAUAAUCACACAGACAUGAUGGAAGUAGACGGAGAUGUUGAAAUCCCUCCCAACAAGGCAGUGGUGCUGCGUGGCCAUGAAUCUGAAGUAUUCAUCUGUGCCUGGAAUCCCGUUAGUGACCUUUUGGCCUCAGGAUCUGGCGAUUCGACAGCACGGAUAUGGAACCUCAGCGAGAACAGCACGAGCGGCUCGACACAGCUGGUACUUCGGCACUGCAUCCGGGAAGGAGGGCAGGACGUACCCAGCAACAAAGAUGUGACAUCACUGGACUGGAACAGUGAAGGUACACUUCUAGCAACUGGGUCUUACGAUGGCUUUGCGAGGAUAUGGACUAAAGAUGGUAAUCUUGCCAGCACCUUAGGGCAACAUAAAGGUCCUAUAUUUGCGUUAAAAUGGAACAAGAAAGGAAACUUCAUUUUAAGUGCAGGAGUGGACAAGACCACAAUUAUUUGGGAUGCCCACACUGGCGAAGCCAAGCAGCAGUUUCCUUUUCAUUCUGCACCAGCAUUAGAUGUUGACUGGCAGAGUAACAACACGUUUGCCUCUUGCAGUACAGACAUGUGUAUUCACGUUUGUAAACUAGGACAAGAUAGGCCCAUCAAAACCUUCCAGGGUCACACAAAUGAAGUAAAUGCAAUCAAAUGGGAUCCAACUGGUAAUCUCCUGGCAUCCUGCUCUGAUGACAUGACUCUAAAGAUCUGGAGUAUGAAACAAGACAGUUGUGUCCAUGAUUUACAAGCACACAACAAAGAAAUUUAUACUAUCAAAUGGAGUCCUACAGGACCAGGAACAAAUAAUCCAAAUGCCAAUCUUAUGUUAGCAAGUGCAUCCUUUGAUUCUACUGUUAGGUUAUGGGAUGUAGACAGAGGAAUUUGUAUUCAUACUCUGACAAAACAUCAAGAACCUGUGUACAGUGUAGCUUUCAGUCCUGAUGGCAGGUACCUGGCCAGUGGCUCCUUUGAUAAAUGUGUACACAUCUGGAAUACACAGACAGGUGCCCUAGUUCACAGUUAUCGGGGAACAGGAGGGAUUUUCGAGGUUUGCUGGAAUGCAGCAGGAGACAAAGUUGGAGCAAGUGCUUCAGAUGGUUCAGUUUGUGUAUUAGACCUACGGAAAUAGCGCUACUAGUUGG